Molecule: messenger RNA, 1524 nt
Organism: Exophiala bonariae
Lineage: Eukaryota; Fungi; Ascomycota; Eurotiomycetes; Chaetothyriales; Herpotrichiellaceae
Exons: 2
Coding region: 1-1524 (507 amino acids)
Biological process (GO): intracellular mRNA localization
Cellular component (GO): nuclear outer membrane-endoplasmic reticulum membrane network; endoplasmic reticulum; ribonucleoprotein complex
Molecular function (GO): mRNA binding
Source: RefSeq, a predicted model, not a curated record
AUGGCCGACACCGCCACUGCUCCUGCGGCCGACGUCGCCCAAAAAGGACGCCCUGAAAAGCCCGACGAGGCCAAAUUCAAGGCCGAUCUCGCCAAAGCCGAGAAAGAACACGAAGCUGCACAAGCCAAGUUCAAUGCCAGCCGAACCAAGCUUGACGGUGCUCGCUCUGGAAAAUCCACUCCUGCAAAUGAUCGUUUCAAGGCAUUGGUGGACGAACAAAAAUCCAUCCGCACCAAGCAACAAGAGAACAAGAAUGCAAAGAAAGAUCAGCAAGACAAAUUCACCAAGAAUGACAAUGAAAUCAAGAAACUCAUUGGCGAACAAAAGGAAACUCGUGCCCGUCUCAACUUCCGAAAUGUUGAUGAGCUAGAAGCCAGAGUUGCCAGCAUCGAACGUCAGAUCGAGUCUGGUUCCUUGAAAGUGGUUGAUGAGAAGAAAUCUUUGGCUGAGAUCCGAGAAAUCAGAAAGCAAAAGCCAAAGUUUGCUGAAGUCGAACAGUUGCAGAAAGACAUUGAUGCAAAGAAGGCUGAAAAUGCCGAGCUCAAGAAGACUUUCGACAAUCCCGAGUCUCGUGCUUUGGCUCAAAAGUACGAAGACAACCAAAAAGAACUGGACGACAUCAAGGCAACUCGCGAAGACACCAACAAGAACUACGACACCUUGAAGGCCGAACGGGAGAAGCUCUACAAUGAACAGCAAGCCACUUAUGCCAACAUCCGAAAAGUCAAGGAUGACUACUAUGGUGCCAGGAAAGCUUACAAGGAGUACGAGGAUCAAGUCUAUCAGCAACGCCGUGAACGUCAAAGGGCCGAACGUGACGCUUACGAGAAGGAGAAGCGUCGUCGCAUUGCUGAACAGAAAUUGGAGGAAGCUGGUGAACCUGCUUUCCUUGAGCAAAUCCGUACUGCGGAAGGUCUCAUCCGCUACUUCGAUCCCUCUUACAGCACCGGUGAGGGUGACAAAGGCCCUGGCGAGUUCGCUGCCAGUGCUCAGCGCACCAUUGACGACUCCGGCUUCAAGGGCAUGAAGGUCGUCAAGAAGGAGGAAGAAGACUUCUUCAUCGGCGGUGGAAGCAAGAAGAAGGGUGGAAAGGGAAAGAAAGGCGGUGCUGCUUCUGCUGACACUGGCAAAUUCAACUUGAACAUUGGCAUCAUUGAAGAGCUGGCCAGAGUUGGAGUUGAUCCCCCAAGCACCCAAGCUGACUCUCCCGCUGUUGUUGAGAAAUUGAAACAGAAGGUUGAGGCCUGGAAGAAGGAUCAGGACACCCAAACUCAAAAGAACAUUGAGAAGGCCAAGAAGGAGAUUGAGAAACUGGAGAAGGAAGCUGAUGAAGCCCAAGCCGCUGGGCCCAGCACUUCCGGUCGCCGACCUCACCAGGCCAAGAAAGCUGCCCUGAAGGAAACCGGCGUCAACGGUGGCCCCACCGCCGAUGCUGAAGAAGCGGCCGAGAAGAACGGCCUUGCCGACGCCACCAAAGAAUUGAAAGAAGCCAGCCUCGAAGAUAAAGAGAACGAGACCUCCUAG